UUGCCAGGUUUGUUCAGAUGCAGAAUGUUUGGAAGAUCUUUCUACUAACCUGAAAGAAUGGUGCAGUAAUGCGUGACUUGCAAUAAGUGAACAUUGAGGAGAAAUGAAAACGGGAUUCUCCGUGCCAUAGCUGUAACCAUGGGUUGCAAUAGCACAGCCUUUGGCAGCUGUGUGGUUUCCAGUGAGAAUGUAACUAUAACGAACCCAGAUUCCAGAUUUGCUGCAUUCCCUACCCCACUCAGGAUAUUAUUGGCAAUAAUUAUGGUAUUAAUGAUUGCCAUUGCUUUCUUGGGCAAUGCUAUUGUUUGCCUUAUCGUUUACCAGAAGCCUGCUAUGCGGUCUGCAAUCAAUCUUCUACUUGCAACGCUGGCAUUUUCGGACAUCAUGCUUUCCCUUUUCUGCAUGCCUUUUACUGCAGUUACAAUUAUCACUGGAAGUUGGCACUUUGGCAGCCAAUUCUGCCAGAUUUCAGCCAUGCUGUACUGGUUUUUUGUCUUGGAAGGAGUUGCUAUUCUACUCAUUAUCAGCGUUGACCGUUUUCUGAUCAUUGUACAGAGACAAGAUAAACUAAAUCCACACCGUGCCAAGAUAAUGAUUGCUUCUUCUUGGGUGUUGUCCUUCUGUAUCUCCUUUCCAUCUGUAGUCGGCUGGACGUUGGUGAAGAUUCCAACACGUGCACCUCAAUGUGUCUUGGGCUACACAGAAUUUUUAGCUGAUAGGGCGUAUGCAGUCAUGUUGGUUGUAGCAGUAUUCUUUAUCCCUUUCAGUGUAAUGCUGUACUCCUAUCUAUGCAUCUUAAACACUGUCAGAAGAAAUGCGGUCAGGAUUCAUAACCAUGCAGAGAGCCUCUGUCUGAGUCAAGUAAGCAAGCUAGGCUUGAUGGGACUGCAGAGGCCUCAUCAAAUGAAUGUUGACAUGAGUUUUAAGACAAGGGCCUUCACCACUAUACUGAUCUUGUUCAUUGGAUUUUCUCUUUGCUGGCUUCCGCACUCUGUGUUCAGUCUAUUGUCAGUGUUUAGUAGGACUUUCUACUACAGUAACUCAUUUUAUGUGAUCAGCACUUGCAUCUUGUGGCUCAGUUACCUCAAGUCUGUAUUCAACCCUGUUAUAUACUGUUGGAGAAUCAAGAAAUUCCGGGAGGCCUGUAUGGAGUUCAUGCCCAAAACAUUUAAGAUUCUUCCUAAAAUACGGGGGAGGACGAGGAGGAGGAUACGUCCCAGUACUAUCUAUGUUUGUAGUGAACACCAGUCUGCUGUUUGACCCCUUGCCAACCCACCACAGUACAUAUACUGCAGCACUGCAUCAGUUACAGGCACAGUGAUGUACUGGUACAACGCUUCCUGUUUCUGAGUUUCAACUGCGUGCCCACCAAAUCCCCUGUGAUUUGACACAAUGGGAUUUCGUCAACAGAUCCCGGCCAAUGAUUCAUGUGUCAAAUCACAGCCUAGAGCCCUGUGUUGAUAAACAACACAGGGCUCUAUACAGAGGGAAUAAUUGCUUUGUUUCUGUUCCCUGCAAAGCCAAUGUUAACCCCUGCUCCGCCAGUGUCAAUAGUUCGAUGACAGUGUAUAUUAUUAGCACUGAUCACUGUAUUGGUUUCACUGGUGAUGUCAGAUGCAGUUAGUCAGUCCCCACAAAG
Messenger RNA from Rana temporaria (common frog), 1639 nucleotides. It is a transcript of the gene GPR45, whose product is annotated as G protein-coupled receptor 45. The coding region runs from base 139 to 1260 and encodes 373 amino acids. Gene Ontology annotation, molecular function: G protein-coupled receptor activity. Gene Ontology annotation, cellular component: membrane. The transcript has a single exon. Lineage: Eukaryota; Metazoa; Chordata; Amphibia; Anura; Ranidae. Gene Ontology annotation, biological process: G protein-coupled receptor signaling pathway. The record is from RefSeq and is a predicted model, not a curated record.